Messenger RNA from Penicillium verrucosum, 270 nucleotides. RefSeq lists its product as uncharacterized. The coding region runs from base 1 to 270 and encodes 89 amino acids. The transcript has 2 exons. Lineage: Eukaryota; Fungi; Ascomycota; Eurotiomycetes; Eurotiales; Aspergillaceae. The record is from RefSeq and is a predicted model, not a curated record.
AUGGCAACCAACCCAACCGCCGCCGAGAUCGAAGGUGGCCCUAUCUUCAAAGAGUCUGCCUUUAGCUCAUUCCUGUCAUACCCUGACUUUUCCGAGCCGCGCAUUGACAUCCGACUCACGAUCAAGCGAAAUGAGGAUGGUGUCCCAAGUGCUGAGUGUCCAGCGAAUGCAACCUUUCGCAUUUUCAAUAACCAGAUCCAGUGGUAUUGGCCUGUUCAAUCAGACUCACACAUACGGCAAUCAAACCCACAAAGCGCGGGCUAUUCGUGA